This is a messenger RNA of Suillus subaureus, 2088 nucleotides long. RefSeq names its product ARM repeat-containing protein. The record is from RefSeq and is a predicted model, not a curated record. The coding region runs from base 1 to 2088 and encodes 695 amino acids. Lineage: Eukaryota; Fungi; Basidiomycota; Agaricomycetes; Boletales; Suillaceae. The transcript is spliced from 10 exons. Gene Ontology annotation, biological process: protein import into nucleus; ribosomal large subunit biogenesis.
AUGGGGAAGUCGCAGAAGAAACGGUCGAUGCGUCGACAUAAUCCCAUGCGGGUGCCAGAUUCGCAUCUUCCCAAAGGUCUUGAAUCAGCAGCCUCAUCCUCCCCAAAAAACGAAGCAGUAUUGCCUAUCAUCCAAAAGUUAGAGAAUCCAGAUGCUUCUGAACGCAAGUGGGCAUGCGUCGCGGUAUCCAAUCUCAUACAAAACGAUCCAUCUACGCGACGGUUAUUGCAAGGAAAAAAUGUAGUCGGAGCGCUCAUUACGCGCCUAUCUGAUAGCGAGGAGGAAGUCUGGAUCGAAGCCGCUGGGGCACUAAGAAAUCUAUGCAUUGAUGGAGGGUACGAUAUAUGCGCCGAAAUGUACAAUAAAAAUAUACUGGCUCCCCUUAAAGCAUUUGUGCCGAAGAUAUCAAGCGCACUCUCACAGUUCCUGGAGUCACCCAAAACUGCUCCAGAGAACGCGCAAAAAGUAGUGUAUGAAUUUACCGAGAAUGUGAAUACUAUACUCUGGUGUCUUUCGGAGACAUCCAACAAGGCUCUAAAUGCUAUCAACCAAAUCAACCUGGUUCCUUUUUUGAUGUCCUUCCUGGCCGCCCGAGCAAAAUUACCCGUAGCUACCGUUACUGCCGCAGCGCAAUGCCUGUACGUCCUAACGGAUGACAACCAGCCAGCAAUAGAUGAGCUUCGGUCAAAUGCGGCAUACAGCACGUGUUUACUCGAAAUCAUACACGAUGAAGGCGGUGUAACGGACAAGGACAAGGAAGUAUUUUGGGAUAGAAUGACCACAUUGAAAGUGUUGUCAAGCGGUAUCCUGAGCAACGUUUCACCUUUCCCUCCCCCUAGUGCCGCAUCGGGAGUCGAUGUUGGCAAGGAGAUUGUACUUCCACUGCUUCAGCCAGUGGCGACUUCUGUGUCUCUUACUGAGUCAUCAGCGCUGGCUGAGAGCCUAGUGGUAAAAUUAGCGCUGGAACCUCCUCAAAUAGAAAACCUAUCUCUAAAAAGUGCUCCAAAGUCAGAUCAUAGGUCUGAUACCGAGGUCGAACUCGACCGUUUGGAGAACAGAUUGCGCACUGUCCAGCUUGCCCUGGAAAUUUUAACCGGCGUGUGUGCAACAUUACCUGACCCUGACCCCAUCUCCGAGGUGCAGGAAGGUGAACCUGAUGCAGAAGAUGAAGGUAAGAUUUUUUUACAUAAAUACAGGUGCUUGUUUGACACUCAGAUAGACAAUGAUGCUGAGAUAGAAGAGGAUGUGACCGAUGGCAUGGCCCUCGACGAUAUACCAAUCGCCAACGGCACAACAACCGCAAGUCAUCUGCCUGCGCUCGUAGAACCUCUCAUUACCCUUAUCCAACCCGUCAGAUUGUCUUUCCCUCCUACAGCCGGGCAAUCAUCACACCCACCAACAACAUCUGUACUGAGUGCAAUUCAUGUUAGCGCCCUCGAGUGUUUGAAUAACAUAUUUCUCUCGUUGAGUGCGUCCCCAAACUCUGGAUUAGCUGCGGCAUCCGCGAGUGGAAAACAGUUAUGGGACAGCGUGUGGGCAGCACUUGGGAGUGUAGGCACGGAAAUCACACGUGGCCAAGAGCGUAAACAGGAAAUGUGGGAGAUUGGAGUGGGUGUGCUCUGGGGCAUCGGUAAUAUCUGGAAGGGUAGUUUGGUGCCCAACGAAGAUCAAGUCCAGCUAUUGAUUCAGCUCUGCAACUCGAGCACUGAUCCUGCUAUUCGCGUGAAAUGUAUCGGCACGCUCGAGUGCCUGGCGCAGCAUCCACAAUCUAUUGAUGCCAAUCGCGUCAUUGCAGUGCACCUGCUUUCCAUCCUCCCAACGUCUACAGCGCCUUCGAUCUAUGGCACCGAGCCACUGAUCCAAACACUGUCGGCUCUCAUCGACAUCUAUUCCGACGAGAGUCUCCCAUACGAUGUCAAUUUUCGGCAAGGCGACUUCGUGCAGCGUCUUGUAGAUAGCGUUGAAGGGGUGCGUAAAGCCGUGCGGGCAAUCGACAGGCGGAAGGAGCGAGAUUUGAAACGGAGAGGGGAGGAGAUGCGAGACAAUUUGAUUGCCUUCAUCAAGUACCGAAGGGCCCUGAGAUUUUGA